Erinaceus europaeus (western European hedgehog) is the source of this 6302-nucleotide messenger RNA. It is a transcript of the gene ABCC2, whose product is annotated as ATP binding cassette subfamily C member 2. Gene Ontology annotation, cellular component: apical plasma membrane. NCBI's taxonomy places the organism in Eukaryota, Metazoa, Chordata, Mammalia, Eulipotyphla, Erinaceidae. Bases 25 to 4662 code for a protein of 1545 amino acids. The record is from RefSeq and is a predicted model, not a curated record. Gene Ontology annotation, molecular function: ATP binding; ABC-type transporter activity; ATP hydrolysis activity. Gene Ontology annotation, biological process: transmembrane transport. The transcript has 32 exons.
CAUUCUAGGAGUGCUCCAGGAAUCAUGCUGGAAGAGUUCUGCAACUCUACUUUUUGGAAUUCCUCAUACCUGGAUAGCCCAGAGGCAGACUUACCCCUUUGCUUUGAGCAAACUGUUCUGGUGUGGAUUCCUCUGGGCUUCCUUUGGCUCGUGGCCCCUUGGCAGCUUCUCCAUGUGUAUAAAUCCAGAACCAAGAGAUCUUCUAACACCAAACUCUACAUCGCUAAGCAGGUGCUUGUUGGAGUUCUUCUUAUUCUAGCAGCCACUGAACUGGCCUUUGUGCUCACAGAAAAUGCUGGACAAGCCACAGUCCCUGCUAUUAAAUACACCAAUCCCAGUCUAUACCUAGGCACAUGGCUCCUGGUUUUGCUGAUCCAACGUAGCAGGCGGUGGUGUGUGAGAAAAGACUCUUGGUUCCUGUCCAUAUUUUGGAUUCUUUCAAUAUUCUGUAGCACUUUCCAGUUCCAGACUCUGAUUCGGAUACUCCUAAAGGAUAACACUUCUGAUCUGGUUUAUUCCUGCCUGUUCUUCACCUGCUAUGGCAUCCAAAUCCUGAUCCUGAUCCUUUCAGCAUUUUCAGAAAAAGAUGACUCAUCAAAUAAUCCAUCAUUCACGGCUUCAUUUCUGAGUAGCAUUACCUUUAGUUGGUAUGACAGCACCGUUCUGAAAAGCUACAAGCAACCUUUAACAUUUGACGAUGUCUGGGAUGUUGAUGAAAAGAGCAAAACCAAGACACUGCUCAGCAACUUCGAAAAAUACAUGCUAGGAGAUCUACAGAAGGCCAGACGAGCAUUCCAGAAACGACAACAAAAGAACUCGCAGAAGAACCCUGGAGCCAGGCUGCAUGGUUUGAACAAGAACCAGAGUCAAAGCCAAGAUGUCCUUGUGCUGGAGGAAACUAAAAAGAAGAAAAAGGAUUCUGGAAAAACAAAAGACUACCCCAAGUCCUGGUUGGUCAAGGCCCUCUUCAAAACUUUUUUUGUCACACUCCUGAAGUCAUUCCUACUGAAGAUAGUGUAUGACCUCUUGACAUUUUUAAAUCCUCAGCUGCUGAAAUGGCUGAUCUCUUUUGCAAAUAACGGUGGAGCAUACAUAUGGGUCGGAUAUGUCUAUUCCAUCCUCUUCUUCAUUGUGGCCCUCAUCCAGUCUCUCUGCCUUCAAGCUUACUUUAAACUGUGCUUCUUGCUGGGAGCAAAAGUGCGGACAACUGUUUUGGCUUCUGUUUAUAAGAAGGCGCUGACCCUAUGCAACCAAGCAAAGAAACAGUAUACUAUUGGAGAAACAGUGAAUCUAAUGUCUGUGGAUGCACAGAAGCUCAUGGAUGUUGCCAACUACAUCCACUUGGUGUGGUCAAAUAUUCUACAGAUCAGUUUAGCAAUCUAUUUCCUGUGGCAAGAGUUGGGACCUUCAGUCUUGGCAGGUGUCGGGUUGAUGGUACUCUUAAUCCCAGUUAAUGGGAUACUCGUCACCAAAAAUAGGGCUCUUCAGGUAAAAAAUAUGAAGAAUAAAGACCAACGGUUAAAGAUCAUGAAUGAGAUUCUCAGUGGAAUCAAGAUCCUGAAAUAUUUUGCUUGGGAGCCAUCAUUCAAAAAACAAGUCCACGAUAUUCGGAAUAAAGAGCUCAAGAAUCUGAUAGCCUAUGGGAAGAUACAUGCAGUAAUAGUGUUCCUUUUAUACUUAAGCCCUGUUCUGGUAUCUGUGACCACAUUUACUGUCUACACCCUGGUGGAUAGCAAUAACAUUUUGGAUGCAGAAAAGGCCUUCACCUCCAUCACCCUCUUCAAUAUACUACGAUUUCCUCUGAGCAUGUUUCCAAUGGUAGUCUCCUCCAUGCUCCAGGCUAGUGUUUCCAUAGAGCGACUUGAGAAAUACUUGGGAGGAGAUGACUUAGACACAUCAGCCAUUCGACAUGACUGCAAUUUUGACAAAGCUAUCCAGUUUUCUGAAGCUUCCUUUUCCUGGGACCUGGACUCGGAAGCCACAAUCCGAGAUGUGAACCUGGACAUCAUGCCAGGCCAUUUGGUGGCUGUGGUGGGCAGUGUGGGUUCUGGGAAAUCUUCCUUGAUAUCAGCCAUGCUGGGAGAAAUGGAAAAUGUCCACGGGCACAUUACCAUCAAGGGCACAACAGCCUAUGUCCCACAACAGUCCUGGAUCCAGAAUGGGACCAUCAGGGACAAUAUCCUUUUUGGAUCAGAAUUUGAGGAACGGAAGUACCAGAAAGUUAUAGAAGCUUGUGCCCUCCUCCCAGACUUGGAAAUACUGCCUGGAGGAGACCAGACUGAGAUUGGAGAGAAGGGAGUAAAUCUCAGUGGGGGCCAAAAGCAACGCAUCAGCCUGGCAAGAGCUGCCUAUCAGAAUUCAGAUAUCUACAUUCUGGAUGACCCUCUUUCGGCUGUGGAUGCUCAUGUAGGAAGGCAUAUUUUUGAUAAGGUCCUGGGACCUAAUGGCCUAUUGAAAGAUAAGACUCGACUCUUGGUUACACAUAGCAUUCACUUUCUUCCCCAAGUAGAUGAGAUUGUGCUUCUGGAGAAUGGCACCAUUGUGGAGCAGGGAUCAUAUAAUGCUUUAUUAGCCAAGAAAGGACUGUUUGCAAAGAAUCUGAAGACAUUCAUAAAACAGACAGGUGCUGAAGGAGAGGCCACAGUCAAUGAGGAUAGUGAAGGAGAAGACGACUGUGGACUGAUGCCCAGUAUGGAGGAAAUCCCUGAAGAUGCAGUGUCUUUGACCAUGAAAAGAGAGGAAAGUCUUCGUCGAACACUUAGCCGAAGUUCUAGGUCCAGUAGCAGGCAUCGGAAAUCCCUAAAAAAUUCUUUGAAAACUCAGGAUAUGUUUCCUCCUAAGAAGAAGGAAGAAAUAGUGAAAGGACAAAAACUAAUUGAAAAGGAAACCGUAGAAGCUGGAAAGGUGAAAUUCUCUGUCUACAUGAAAUACCUACAAGCAGUGGGAAAGAAUCUGAUAUUCUUCAUCUUCCUUGCCUAUACAAUCAAUUCUGUGGCAUUUAUUGGAUCCAACCUCUGGCUCAGUCUUUGGACCAGUGAUUCCAAAACCUACAAUGGCACUGAUUAUCCAGCCUCUCAGCGGGACAUGAGACUUGGUGUCUACGGAGCCUUAGGAGCAGCACAAGGCCUAUUUAUAUUAAUAGCAAAUAUCUUGAGUAUCUAUGGUUCCAAACAUGCAUCAAGCAUCCUCCACAAACAACUGCUGAACAAUAUCAUGCAAGCACCUAUGAGUUUUUAUGACACAACACCCAUAGGCCGGAUUGUGAACAGGUUUGCUGGGGAUAUCUCCACAGUGGAUGACACUCUUCCUAUGUCCUUGCGCAACUGGACUACAUGCUUCCUGGGGAUAAUCAGCACCCUUGUGAUGAUCUGCCUGGCUACUCCAGUCUUCGUCGUCAUCAUCGUUCCUCUUGCAGCCAUUUAUGUGUUUAUUCAGAUAUUUUAUGUGGCUAAUUCCCGUCAGCUGAGGCGUCUGGAGUCUGUCAGCAGGUCCCCAAUCUACUCUCACUUCAGCGAGACUGUAUCAGGUUUGCCUGUUAUCCGUGCCUUUGAGCACCAGCAGCGGUUUCUAAAACACAAUGAGAUACUAACUGAUGCCAACCAGAAAUGCACCUUUUCCUGGAUUGUCUCCAACAGGUGGCUUGCAAUUCGUCUGGAACUAGUUGGGAACCUGAUUGUCUUCUUAUCAUCUUUGAUGAUGGUUAUUUAUAAAGGAAGUAUACCUGGAGACAUUGUUGGCUUUGUCCUGUCCAAUGCACUCAAUAUCACACAAACUCUGAACUGGCUAGUGAGGAUGACAUCAGAAGUAGAAACCAACAUUGUGGCUGUGGAGAGAAUAAUCGAGUAUAUAAAAGUGGAAAAUGAGGCACCCUGGGUAACUAAGAAGAGGCCUCCAGAAGGUUGGCCCAGCAAAGGAGAGAUUCAGUUUAACAACUACCAAGUACGGUACCGGCCUGAGCUAGAUCUCGUACUAAAUGGGAUCACUUGUGACAUCAGGAGCUCAGAGAAGAUUGGUGUGGUGGGCAGAACAGGAGCUGGGAAGUCAUCCCUGACGAAUUGCCUCUUCAGAAUCCUAGAGGCUGCAGGUGGCCAGAUCAUCAUUGAUGGGAUAGAUAUUUCUUCCAUUGGGCUCCAUGACCUCCGAGAGAAACUGACCAUCAUCCCCCAGGAUCCAGUCCUGUUCUCUGGAACCCUGAGAAUGAAUCUAGACCCUUUCAACCACUACUCAGAUGAAGACAUUUGGAAGGCUUUGGAGUUGGCUCACCUCAAAUCUUUUGUGUCUGGCUUGCAACUCGGAUUGUCCUACGAAGUGGCAGAGGCUGGUGACAACCUUAGCAUAGGGCAGAGGCAGCUACUGUGUCUGGCUAGAGCUCUGCUUCGGAAAUCCAAGAUUCUGAUCAUGGACGAGGCCACUGCUGCAGUGGAUCUGGAGACAGACCACCUCAUCCAGACCACCAUCCAAAGCGAGUUCUCCCACUGCACAGUCAUCACCAUCGCCCACAGACUGCACACCAUCAUGGACUGUGACAAGAUAAUGGUCCUAGACAGUGGGAAGAUUGUACAGUAUGACAGCCCUGAGGAACUGCUGAAAAAACCAGGCCCCUUUUAUUUUAUGGCCAAGGAAGCUGGCAUUGAAAACACGAAUAGCAGCACAUCAUUCUGACCACAAGCCCCAUGGCUUAGAAGAAUAUCAGCAUCAUUCCUUAUUUAACUGUGUGUGUGUGUGCGCGCGCGUGCGCGUGUGCAUGCAUGUUUAAAGACUAGUGCCUGAAUACUCCUGUACCCACUACCCAAGUUAAGGAAGUGUUACCAGAGGCAUCUAAACCUCCUUGAUGGUCCCAUUUCGAUCUCACCUCUUGGCUAACCACCCACCCUACUCAAGAUAAAAACAACUCUGAAUCUUGUGCUAAUUAUUUCCAUACUUCCCAUUUUAGUUUGACCUUUUUGUAUCUAUCCAAAGUGUACUUUUGGAAAAGAUUUCUGUGACUGACUAUACUGCAUGCAUAUUCUUUUAUGAUUUGGUUCUUCUGUUUAGUGUUACAUCUGUGCUUUGCACCAUGUGCGCUUAACCCACUGCGCUACUGCCCGACUCCCUUAGUGUUACUCCCUUAGUGUUACAUCUGAGACUCAUCCACGCUCAUGAGGUUGGCUCUUCCUCACUGCUUUGUAGUGUGACAGUAUGCAAACAUGCUACAGUUGGUCUAUUUUAACACUGGUCAGCAGUAUAAUUAUGUUUCUUUUCCCCUCUACCGUGAACAAUGCUGUGAGGAUUCAGGUACUGAAAUUCUGAGAUACACAUUUAAGUUUCUUCAGGGCAUAACAUAGGAAUGGGGGUUGGACAUGUUCAUACGCAUGUACUAAGUAAUGACUUUUUCUUUGCCUCCAGGGUUAUUGCUGGGGCUCAGUGCCUACACUAUGAAUCCACUGCUCCUCUGACCAUUUUUCAAGUUUUUUGGAUAGUACAGAGAAAAAUUGAGAGGGGAAGGGAAAGUAGAGAGGGAGAGAGAAAAAUAGACACCUGCAGACAUGCUUCACUGCUUGUGAGGCAACUCCCCUGCAGGUAGGGAGCUGAGGGCUCAAACUGGGAUCCUUAUGAGGGUUCUUACAUUUCUUAUUAUAAGAAAGAGUUUAAUCUACAUUACAGUGCACAAGGACCCAGGUUCAAGUCCCUGGUCCCUACCUGCAGGGGAAAGCUUUGUGAGUGGUCAAGCAGGGCUGCAGGUGUCUCUCUAUCUUCCCCUUCCCCUCUGAAUUUGUCUCUGUCCAAUAAUAAAUUAAGAUAGUGGUCUGGAGGUGACACAGUGGAUGAAGCAUUGGAUUCUCAACCAUGAGGUCCCAAGUUCAAUCCCUGGGAGCACAUGUACCAGAGUCAUGUCUGGUUCUUUCUCUCUUUCCUCCAAUCAUUCUCAUGAAUAAAUAAAUAAAUAAUAAAUAAAUAAGAUAAUGAGUUAAGAAGGGGCCGGGUGGUGGUGCACCUGGCUGAGCGCACGUCACAGUGUACAAGGAGACGAUGCACCAGUGCUCAUGCGUUCUACUAGCUGAACCAUCUCCCAGUCCUGCUAUCCCUAUUUCAGAUAAGGAAGCUGAGGGACUGUUUAGUAAACUGCCAAGGUCAAUAAGCUUUCAAGCAUCAGAAGCCAGAAAGACUGACUCCAUAACAAGGGGUAAAGACUUGAGAGCUUACAGCCCUAGUUUUAAAUGUAGAAUCCAUCAAAAAUGUGGUAUGUGACUUGGGCAAAUCAUACUAGCACUGGAACUCAUUUUCCUACUUCAUAAAGUAAAAGCACUGGCCUUGAUAACCUG